This is a messenger RNA of Drosophila takahashii, 1060 nucleotides long. RefSeq names its product sn-1-specific diacylglycerol lipase ABHD11. The record is from RefSeq and is a predicted model, not a curated record. Gene Ontology annotation, molecular function: carboxylic ester hydrolase activity. NCBI's taxonomy places the organism in Eukaryota, Metazoa, Arthropoda, Insecta, Diptera, Drosophilidae. Gene Ontology annotation, cellular component: mitochondrion.
UGUACACACUGGCCCACAGGGUGAUUCCUGCAGGAUGCAGCGCCUGACGAAAUCGUUACGUUUACUUUCCUUUCCCGCGGGAAAGCUCCUUUCUCCUGCCGCCUGUCCUCCUCUGGGGGCCAAGGUCCUGGCGCAGAGGGAGUACUCCUCGGAAUCCCCGGAACCCGUGCAGCUCAGCUUCGACGUGUACACGGGUGAGGGGCCGGAAACGAGGCCACCACUGGUCACCUACCAUGGACUCUUCGGUUCCAAGCAAAAUUGGCGGGGGAUCAGCAAGGCUCUGGUGCGGAAAGUGCCCAGGAAGGUCUAUGCCAUGGAUUGCCGGAAUCAUGGCGAGAGUCCCCAUUCGAGUGUCCACACUUCGAGGGCGAUGAGCGAGGAUGUGCGUCUGUUUCUGGAGCAGCGGCAGCACCCGAAGGCCGCCUGCUUGGGACACAGCAUGGGUGGCAGGUCCAUGAUGUACUUCGCCCGGAAAUAUCCCGAGUUGGUGGAGCGCUUAAUAGUGGUGGAUAUAUCGCCCAUAAGCGUGCCCCGUUCCACUGGAGAGAUGACGCAAAUCUUCGAUGCGAUGGUCUCUUUGGAUCUCUCACCGACACUGUCCAUGUCCGAGGGCCGGAAAAUCGCAAGGGAAAAACUACUAAAGGCCACCGAGGACGAGACCGUGGACUUUAUCAUGCUGAAUCUCCGAAAGGAUCCAAAGACGGGGGUAUUCUCAUGGGCCUGCAAUGCCCGGGUACUUCGAGAUUUCCUCACCCGCUUCGAUAAUUACCAAAGCAAUCUGGAGAAACUGCCGCCGUACACGGGACCCACCACUUUUAUCUGCGGAUCGCGGUCACCUUACAUGAGACGCGAACAGUGGCCGCAGAUUGUGGAGAUGUUCCCCAAUUCGGAGAUCCACUGGCUGGAAGCCGGGCAUCUGGUGCAUUUCGAGCAGCCUCAAGAGUUCCUUACAUUAGUCAGCGAGUUCCUGAACAGAUCUGAUUAGACCAAAUUCGAUAUGUUAGCCAAUUGUACAAAGGAGUCAAUAAUAGAUAGACUUUAGCUAAAUUAAAAAUGUUAA